This is a messenger RNA of Aspergillus versicolor CBS 583.65, 2433 nucleotides long. RefSeq lists its product as uncharacterized. Gene Ontology annotation, molecular function: DNA-binding transcription factor activity, RNA polymerase II-specific; zinc ion binding; DNA binding. NCBI's taxonomy places the organism in Eukaryota, Fungi, Ascomycota, Eurotiomycetes, Eurotiales, Aspergillaceae. Gene Ontology annotation, biological process: DNA-templated transcription; regulation of DNA-templated transcription. The coding region runs from base 1 to 2433 and encodes 810 amino acids. The transcript is spliced from 5 exons. The record is from RefSeq and is a predicted model, not a curated record.
AUGGAGGUCGACCACGGCAGCGAGUCUGCUGUUAGCCCUCGGGCGCCUGUGCGCUCCCGUCGGCGUCGCGCACCGGAGGCAUGUUCGUUCUGCCGUAGAAGAAAGAUCAAAUGCAACAAUGAGCGGCCCGUAUGCAUUAAUUGCAGGACAUAUGCGCAGGACUGUGUUUAUGAGCCUGUUGCCGAGAGGGCUCGAGAGACGGGCCGUGCUCGUCAUCGCAGAACCCUGGAUGGAAGCGUCUCGAAAACCAACAAGGAUGGAAACUUCCAUCCACACUCACUACUGGAAAGUGAUGAUUAUGGGAGACGUUCUGUGGGGGUAGAUGAAGUAGUCGGCUCGGGUAGCCGUUCUACUGCAGGUAUAGACCGAAGCAGCGCACCGGGGCCGUCUGAAGCCGGGGUGGCUCGCAUCUUGGUUUCAGCGAACGGGGUAUCCAGUUACCACGGCCGUACCAGCGCCCUGUUUGAGGACCAGGCACAGGAAAGACCGACUGCGGCGGAUCAUCGCCCUCGAAUGGCAGAUGACUGGGUAGAACGGGGUCUUGUUGCCGAGGCAGCAAAACAACGACAGAUGGAGGAAUUGAAUUUCCGCCAGGGCAAACUAGAUUUCGAUGGCGUUGAUCCGGAUCUAGGGAUGCAUCUGCUGUCGCUUCAUUGGAAUCGCCAACAUCAUUCGUUUCUCAUAACCUACCGACCGGCAUUCAUGCGGGACAUGGCUUGUAAUGGUCCUUGCUUUUCUAAGCUCCUCCUCAACGCCAUUUACUUUGGAGCCGCUAAAUUCAGUCCCAGGUUGGAGGUUCGCAAGGAUCCUAACGAUGUUCGAACCGCCGGUUGGAAGUAUCGUGAACGAGUCCGCGAGCUCCUAGGCGGAGCACUGGACCGUAGUGAUAUCACAACGAUCCAGGCAUUGCUUGUAAUGACAAACUCACUAUUUGCCCUGGGGGACGAAAGGAGCGCCGCAUGGCUAUAUUCUGGCCUGGCGUUCCGGAUGUUGAUUGACUUGGGAAUGCAUGUCGAUUUGACAAGUACACGGAGGUUCUCAGAUGAGGACUUGGAAAUUCGGAGACGAGUUUUCUGGGCGGCAUUUGUUGUGGACAAGGUCCAGAGCCUUUAUCAAGGCCGCCCAGUCAGCCUCAAGGAGACAGAUGCACUUGUACCUAUCAAGUUCCUAGAUACCUAUGAGGAAUUGGAGCACUGGCAGCCCUUCGCGUAUUCAACCUCUGCCUCAGAUUACCCUGGAAUGCCAGCUUAUAGCACGUCUACUUUCACAUUCCUAUGCAAACUCUCGCUCACCAUGAGUGACAUUCUAAGUUGCAUAUACACCGAGCGAAGCUCCAAUCAGAGCCCAUCUGAGCUGGCAGGCAUGCUAGAUGAGCUGCAGCUUAAACUAGAUCAGUGGCAGGAAUCGUUACCCGAGCAUCUGCGGUUUGAUCCAGGGAAAGCUCACAGUGUAGCCUUCCCGCCACCUCAUGUAUCUAGCCUACAUGCUAUGCAUAACUCGCUUGUCAUUCUGUUACACCGUCCAUUUGUGGCAGACGGUCAUCUAUACAGUACAUCGCCGUCGAUCUCGGUUGACUCCUUCAUGAAGUGUGCCUCGGCAGCAUCAAAUAUCAGCAAGCUGCUGCGUGCCUACCAUCGUGCAUUCUCUGUACGACGUGCACCUUAUCUCAUAUCAUAUGCGACCUACGUCGCAGCCACAAUCCUCACUAGAAUCGCAGCUAGACGUAGAAAUGAUUCAACAGCACAUUCAAAUCUUGCGACCUGUCUCGCUGUUUUUGAAGAAAACCAGGAGACGAACUCGGCUGUUAGGAAGGCCGCCAAGAUUGUGCAUAGCCUGAUGAAGAAACUUGGAGUCAUUAUUGAUAAUGUCUCAAUCGACGCUCUAGAAAUGACCCCGCCUAUGAGAAUGUCAGAGCGAGAUACGCAAGAAAACCAUGUCCCUGUUCAUCCUAAUAGGGAUUACCAGACGAGCGCCGGCAAUGAAGCCAACAACGACGCAGCUAUUGUGAAUAUGGCUGAAGCCGCGAGCACUACAGCUCGCAACCCGCAGGUCCCGUCUCCUGGGUCAGACUGGGUAGAUAUAGAUGGCAUUAUCCAAAGCUUUCUACAAGAGAACAGUGAUCGCGGAGCUCGACUUGCAGACUCCGACGCUAACGGAGUUCCCAUUCAGCUUUCGAGGACUCCAUGGUUACCACCGCAGCAAGGAAACCCUCCACCACCAGUGCCAAUCAAUAAUGACCUUGCCUUUGGAAACCAGGUCCCUUUCCGGCCGGGUAUAACGAGCUCUAACGGACUCCAGUCAGAGACAGCUUCCAGCACGUAUCAGCAGCAGCGUGGCACACGGCUAACAAGUUACGAGUCCGUCUCGCUAGAUGAUCCACUGUUCGGGUUCAACAGCUCAUCAAUGGAUAGCUUCCCGUUCACAGAUUGGUGA